GCGGCAAAGCAGGGGCGGACAGGCGCGAGGCGCCGUACCCGCGCUACUUCAGUCGACGUCAAGCCGUCGCGACGACGCGUGCGUAUUUCAUUUUACGUCGGUACCGCCGGAGCUCGCGAGACUCGCGUGUUCCGCGCGCGGCGUGACUUGUCGAGCGUGUGCCCACCUGUUCGCGUCGGCGGACGCGAUCGCGACGGGUGGCCCCUCGUGCGUUCACGCAAGUGUGUGCCCCUUCUUUCUCUGUUGCACCCCUUACUCCCUGAAUAAGUGCCCUGCAACGGCCGCGAGAUCGACCGCGCGCGUGGCUCCGAGAAUUGCCCUUCCGAGGAUUCGUCAAGUACUCAUUGGCCUGUGUCGCGAUUGUACAGUCUUGCGAAGAGGGCGACUCUUAGAGUGCUCCCCCGAUCUUCUCGUGACAGAUAAGAGGAUAUCAGAUUUACCAAAGGAUACGCGAAAUAGUCAUUGACUCGUCCGGUCACUGGACAGAUCAUCAUUCUGCGGCUGUCUGGGCGUCGAAUUUGUUCCGGGUGUCGAUUCGCUUGCGGCGAAAGAGUUAUUGAAGGAUUGACGAAAUACCCAUUGAGACUGAUAUCGCCUGUUCAUCAUCCUGAUUAUCGCGAAUCAUCCCUCUUGCGAGGGAUAUGAAAAUGCUCCAAUAAUCCCAAACCGAGUAACCGAGUAACGUCGAUUGAUCUACAAGAUAAUCAUCGUGGAGGAUUGGGAGCGGGUGAAAUUCCCAUCUAGCGUGAUCACAUGAUGAUUUGUAACAUGCCAACGUGCCGUUGAUACGUCACCCAGUGAGAACCGUGUACAACGUGCAGGGAAACUCAGGGGGGAGCAAGAGGCAGCAGUGCUCAGGAAAGUCUCGUUGAUUACCAGUGAAACACAGCUUUGGAUUAUGACUAUUGGAUGACGACCGACAUGGCGACGUCGUAAGAUCGACGCGGCUCCUCAUUCUUCCAUGGAUCAUAAGUGAUAUCGCGGAACAGAAAUGACUAUCACCGUGGGAUUCAGUGAGAGACGUGCUCCUUAACGCGGUUCGUUUGUCCGAAAACGUGGUCCGAGCGUCAUUAUGACGCCUCUGGAUCGCGCAUGAACGAUCACGCGCCACUUCUGAGACCACCUCGUCGAGGACGACCCAGGGCAAGCUGCUGACUCGUGCGACGUGCUUGACGUCUAACAGUGUCUUACGUAGGUGCAUUCGGGGUCGUAAUAAAACAGAAGGAACAGAAGAAAAAAGGAAGAAAAAGGAGAACGCGGUGGUUCACGCGUUCGUGCACGCGAACGGCGUAAAACGGGAGAAUUGCGCGUGAACGCGAAGUUCAUGCGCAAGCACGGACACUCGUCGGCAACGCAGCGGAACGAGUAUAACGUGAGUGUCAUAAAAGAGAAAAAAAAAGCGUGUGAGGGAUGCGGCCCACGGAUGAAGGGUGGGGUCUUUGGGCACCGAUAAGGCUUAUCCGGAGAUACGAUGGCUGGCAACUGGCUGGCACGUCGAGUCACCAGUCGUAGUGCUCAGGUGCCGUCGACGAGAUCGUCGCGUCGAUCAGGUUGCAGCGGUAUCGCGAGUCUGCGCCACGUUCCCUAGUUCCGAGGAGGUAAAUUUCGAGAGUUCCACUUCCGGAUCAGGUGACCGCUGAUAUCGCGAGAAGCCGAGAGGAAUCUCGAGAAGGGUUUCGUAUACGCAUCUACAGCUGGAUCGCAUCGCAACAAGUUUCCAAAGGCACUCCAGUAUCAGUUUGGCGUUCGAAAAGUACACGAAACGAACAGUCGGAUCGAUCGUCGCUACCAAGCGCUGCGAACGACUCGAGACUCCAGCGGGGACAUUCGUCUGGACGCGCGUUAUUGUGCCGUGCUUUAACCAGGUGAUGAGUGUGUGCUCCUCGUGCUAAGAUCCCAGAAUCCUUUCGAAUUUGAAUCGCGUGCGCGAUCCGUGGAACCGCCACGAGUGUGUCCUGGUGCGUCGUUCGCGGUACGUCCGAGACCUAUCCAAGAUAGAGAGGCAGCCUAUUCGCGCACGCACAGUAGAGUUUGGGGGUUGACACCUUCAAACCGCAAGCGUACAAUAAUCCUGUCUUCCUCAAGAAUAAACGAGGCCGAGCGUAGGAGGCACCGACAGCCGGUCGCCAGGCGGGCUCCCAUGAAAAUGUUACAAUCGCUGAACGCUCUGGCGGGUAAGAUCUCGCCGGGCUCACCUACCGACAGCAACGCCAAUAAAGUGCACAUGCAUAACAACAACAAUAAUAACAACAACGUGCAUCACCAUCCUUAUUCGAAACAAGCGCAGCCGUCCCCGUCGCACUCGGCCAACGGCGAUCAGAAGGAAAACACGUAAGUGUCGCUUUAAUCACAUCUGACACUGUUAUCUAUAUAAAGGGACAUACGUAAGUAGUAAAAUCUGUUUUGUUCAACCAAUGCUUACAAAAUUUAGAUGAUUAAUCGUGUAAAGUUCCAUAAUAUGAACAAAUGCUUUUUAUGAAGUGGAAACAAUAUUGCAUGAGAAGUUUUGAUCGCCGCAAAAAGUGGUGCUACAUUCACGUAAAAGUUCGUACGCGCGGUUUACGUACACAACAAUCCUGCAUAAAAUCGAUGUAAAUCAAGUUGCCGAAUAUUUGACGAACGCAGAGACACGUUGCUAAAAAUGUUGCUAAAACAGAUUUCUGUGGAAACGCCGCACCUGAUGAAUUUGUCGCUUGCAGUGACGUUUUUUCUUUUCUUUUUCAAAAAGUCUUUCGUGUAUCACAGCUUCAAACAUGAAAUAUUCGGCGACCGUAUGCGUCGUCUAUGGCCGGCUUCAGUUGUAAAUUUUGUGCGUAAUGAAUUUUUACUUGAGACGCGUGUUGUGUCCACCCGCUAACGUGCUUUUCUUGCGACGUUGUACCGUUUUACGAGCUUUACUUUGCACCGCGUUACGCUUGCACCGGUGUUGAAAAACGGAUUUCAUCGUUGGUCGCCGUGGCACUUAUACACGGCCGGCUUUGCGGCGUGUUACGACAGGGCCGGUUCUAAACCACGAGCCUAUAAUCCGCGGAAGGUUAACGGUGAGCAUAACGGCGUUACUAUAUCCUGUAUAUGGACCAAACUACGCUUUUAACCAUCCAUUAAACCGUUGUGUCCUUAAAUCCUUGGAUGGUCAAUUCUAUGUGUGUACGUUGGGAUUCUUCGUUUCUCACUGUAUAUGUCAAUCGUACAGGUCAAUGGUACUCGCGCCUUAUAUGACGUAUCUCGUUAUAUCGUGUUAUAGAUCUCGUAAUAUUUUACACUCUAUACAUUAUAUGCGUAUACAUUACAUGUUCUAAAAACAGUUUUUUUUUUCAAAUUAUUCAAUUCAAUGAUGAAUUAUAUGAUAUUUUUUUAAUAAAUAAAAUUAUUUAGGAAAGGUAUCGUUAAUAUUUAUUUAUACAUUCAAAUUAUAAAAUAGACGGUAACUGAAUCAUUUUGUGUAUUUUUACCGUCGAAAUACAGAGAGCCAUUCUCAUAUUUAUUUAAACGAUUACAUCAUUAUUAGUAUUAUAUGUUGAUAAUAAAUUUUUACAUAACGUACAAGAAUAUUGUGGGGUUUUUGUACGCAAAAGUAAAUGUUUUUUUAUGGCAAUAUAAAAUAUAUAACACAAAAUGUAAAGAAUUAAUAUUUAAUAGCUGUAUUGUCUAAAAAUAAUCUCAUUUGCGAAAAAAAUUCAAUGAUCAUCUUUGUUGCACUGCACCUGAUUGAUUGAUUGAUCGAUCAAGUUUCAAUUUCGUAGGAGAAACUUUCAAUUUCGUAGGAGAAUAUCCACGGUUGGUUUGUAUGCGUGUUCGAAUACGUUUAGGUCUCUACAUUUCUAUCUCGAACGCGUACGUAUGCCAAGCGAGAGUUUUAUUAAAUUCCGAUGGCGCGCAGUGGAAUGAGAGAAAACGCUUUGUACCAGCCGCGAUCCGAUGUCUGCUCUGCGGAUAUCAUAAAAUAAAAAGUGCUGCGUAAAUGUCUUUGAAAGUAUUGUAGAAAAGAAUCGAUGCUCGGCGUACGAAAAUCGGUAACGAAAAUUCUACGUGCUACGAUAAAAAUAAAAGCUGCAGAGGAUACAAAGAAUAGGCGCAGACAUAAAGUUGACGAUUCAUUCUCGGCGUGAGAGGCGCAAGUUACCGUAGCCGAAAGUUAAAUUAACCUUUGGAUCAAAUAAGAAAAGUUCACGUAUCUCGGAUCGAUCGUCGACGAGCAAGCUUGUCGAGAUAGUUGCUCAAAUUAGUGCGAUUAUAGGAGCAAACCGUCAUCAGGGGGAAAGCACUUUUCGCACAAGCACAGCACAGGAGCGAUUUGUCUUCCGAAACUUUUUUUCGUCGGCCGCGAAAUAUACGGAGAACGGAAUAGAGCUGACGCGAUUUCUUUGCCUCUCGUGGAAAUAAGCGCGAAGUCACUCGACGAAGGAAACGACCGUCCAGUAGCACCAACAUUUUUCCCGGAGCGUAUCCAAGCUUCGGGAGAGAAGGCUCUGUCGGAAGCGCGGACCAGAAAUACCGUAAUCAAGAACGAACUCGGUCUCGGUGCCGGGCAUAGCUAUUUCCUCGGCGAAGAAGUAACGGUGCCACUUAGCCGGCUGGCUUUAAUGUUUACGCGUCGGAACUUUCGGGCGGGUCUCAACUUUUAAAUGCCAGCUUCGUUAAUGCUUCAACUAAAACGUUCAUCAUAACUUUUCGUCGCGCUGCAUACCGAUUCGUCUUCUUUCAUCGCGUUAAAGUCUGCCGAAAAUAUUUGCCAGUCUUGAGCGCGUUCUAGAUUUUUGAUUACGGGACAGAUCCCGAGCGAGAGAACUUCCGAGAAAGAGCCUUAAACGCCGCAUUAUGUCCGGUCUUUUCCACCGCUAGCCAUGAUUCCAUAAUCGAGCAGAAAACGAGAAAAGUUAUGUAGGUGGCGUCGAUUGAUCGUUGUCAGUAACGGCAGUACAUUUUAUAUAUUCAACGAAUAAGUAUUCAACACUAAUGAAAGUAACUAAUAUAUCUAUGACGAAAUAACGUUCAUAGACUCAAAAAUAAAUUAAUCUUAAACAUUCUGUCAGCAAAUUAUUCUACACAUCAAGCUGUUAAAAUAAAACUGACCACCCGUAUGUGCUACCUUACGUGUCUGACUUGUGUAGUUACCAUCUACUUGCGACUGUUUUCUUUAAUAUUAAAUAAUGCAAUCUUCAUUCAUUACGGAGCAAAAUCAUUCCUAUUGGUGCAAUCUAAUCCUGUCUCUCGAUACUUACUUUUCCGUCUUAUUGGCAGUCUUGAGGUACUUAAAGCGCACGAAACGGAUCUCCGCGUUCUGCUCUCUAAUCCACUAAGUGCACGCGAGCGAUUUAUCAUUCAUGCCGUUUGGGUAACCACCGGCGUGCACCGAUAGAACCGCUAUCGAAACUUAAUCUAACCGCCUCACGAGCGUAUCCGACGUACGUAGAUACGCGUCUGAUACGAGACUGCAAAGGCUUAUCAGAAGCGAGUCCGAGAGUCGAUUUGCGAGCUGCUACUGUACAGUGAUGGCAACGAGAGGGAAAAGAGGGUGGUAAGGGUAGACUUUCUGUGGAAAUCUAAUAGAGUUACCUGAGUGCACGCGUCCGAGGAUUACAUGAAAAUACAUCAGGGGUGACUACAGGGGUAGGUUCUGCAUUGCGGUGGUCCAACAAACAUACACACGCGCACACAUUCGUGCGGGGAACGAGGCGUUGUCGAAAAUGCGCCGCGCAGGGUACGCUCGUCGUUGAGGGUUUUAUCGGCGGAUUAGCAUUGCUUUACAUAGUCUCGAACGGGUUUGCACAGGUCGUGAAGCGCGGAGGAAGAGCGGAGGAAGAGCGGUGCAACCCGUCGAGCCCACAAACCGAUUUUCUGCCGGCACAGAGGAUCUUGUAAUCUCGCGUCGACAGGUCGCGGCGCAAAGGGUAACGUAAAAGUACGUCGACAAGUGAAAAGCGAUAUGAGAGCUGUUGAUCCCAGGGAUAUUGUGAUAGCUUGGGAUAACUGCAAUUGUUAAUGCAGAGGAUUCGAUGCACACCGAUGAAUCUGGUUGGUUCUCUCUUGACGCAAACGCACUGUACUGUUGACUCAAAAAUGCAUGGAGCAUUAAUUUUUUAAAUUACAAGCAUAGAAUAUGAGACGAUUUAAAGCAAUGCUAAAAACGUUAAUGUUUAAAUUGCGCUUGAAAGUGGUCAUAAAAUUUUGUGAUUAUAUUAUUUAUUUUAUACACAUGUACACAUACGCAUACACACACGUACACGUGAAUCAAAAUAAUUAUAUCUCUUUGUAAUUUAUAGGUAAUUUGUCAUCGAUAAGCAUAUUAUAAUCGAUGUGGUGUGAAGGAGAUGCUUGAAAUCUGAUUUGCAGCAUUUUUUUCGAACAAAUGGUCCGUCUAACGUAAAACGAUUCUUUUUCGUUAUACGAGAGACAUACUGUCUUCAGAAUAUCUCGUUGAAGUGUAGUAACCUCAGUGCAAUUUGUCUCCUUCGCGUAAACGUAACGAUGAUUCAUUUCGUUGCUGAUGUGACGUUUACAGAAGAAUCUCACAAGCUCACGGUGUGUGACAUGACCCGUGAAAAAGACAUUACGUUUAUAGAUGUAUAUUUGGGAAACACACAAGCUAUGUAAUAUUUUUUAUUAUGAAUAGAUAACGCUCGCUUAAUUCGCUACUUGAGAUUAUCAUUCGUGACUGCUGGAGAAAUGUUCAUUCAAGAACGACAAUUAGUAUUUAUAAUCUCCGCGAAAACAUUAAUUAGCAGCUGAUUGCAAUCGUUGAUUAUCAACUUUAUCUAAUUUCUAGAAAUUCUUUUCUCUCCCGCGCGUUAAUCGGCUCAAAGGAGUAAGGUCGAUUCGCUUAAAACAUUUCUCUCGAUAUUCCGCCUCGAGACGUCUUUUCUUUCGUUACGGAAUUAUUUCGCGUUUCCCCGAGACACGGUUUUCUCAAAUAUUCGCGGGGUACAAAGCCGUACUUCGGUCGUCGGCGCUACUGGCGGGGUAAUAUAUAUCAAGCAUAAUGGAUAUUAAUUAGAGUGUAUUUUAAUAGAGGAACAAUUAAGAAAGUGGGUCGCACGACCGGCGCAAGAAGCGGCAAGGCGAGAGUGGCAACGACCGCGAUUUACGCCACGUGGGGGGAAAGAGGGAUCGCACGCAGGAGUUUUACACGAUGGGUUUCAUUAUCUGUCUUCAGCGGCAUAAUAGGGGCGCCUCUAAUUAGAAUGUGCCGUGCGAUGCUUUUGUCCUCGAAAAAAGAGGAAGAAACCUGAAGAAGAGGCGCGACCGGAAGGAAACGGGAGACAUAGGCAGCAUGCUGCUCUCUCGUCCCUCCGUCGCGCGACCAACCAAUUUAUCUCUGUUCCAUCUUUCUCUUGCUUUCUCUUUUUCUUAAAUCAUAAAGUUUCCUCGAUUUUCUCGCGGUGAUUCUUCUUCGGUAAGAAUGUACCUGAAAAACUAUGCGUUCUCGCCAUCGCGAGCGUCCCGCGGGACGAACUAUUUCGAUGUCUGUAUAAGUUUUCGCCUUGCUACUUACACACUGCUACCAUCCCGUCUAUAAUAAGAUACACGAAUGUAAUUUAACUCGCGGGGUCUUCUAUAAGAGGACAUAAAUUUGAAAGUUCGCGCGGCCCAGAAGCCAUUUUCGUUCCACCCUACUAAUUAUGACGUGAGAUUUAUGCCGCGGCCAUUAAGACUUAUUCGCACAAAUAAGUAUUACUUUACUGCGAGGAUGAAUUACUCGAUUUAUCUGUUUGGCUUAUUGCGCGCGAAACACACACAAGUCGCAAUGGCUGCGAAACAGCCAAUCGCGCAAAACGAAUUUUUAUUAUCUGGAUCACGAUACUCUGGCAUUCAGUUUUUUUGAUCUGUCAUGCAGUUCACACAAUGAACACAAAGAGAAAUGGAUGAAAUAUUUGAUAUUGAGUAACUGAUCGUUCUUGCAAAAAGGAAAUCCAUAACUCGUUUAUUCUACAAUUGAUACAUGUAAUUGCAAUAAUUUUUCAGCUAUCUUAAGUCGAUGAAAAAACUCACUUGAGUUUUUAUUCAUGUUGUUAAACGCAUGGCCAAGAAAUGAAAUAUUUAAAACUUCAAUAGUAAUAUUAAAUAUAUCAUGGAAACGAUUCUGAUAACCUGAUGCUUGAAAAAGUGGAAUAGUAUCGCCAUAUUUCGUGGUACCAAUCGAUACCAUAUUACGGGCUUUGGCGGGCGUGUUCAAGUUAAAUACAUCCUCUACGGGCGGGAAGUUUCCGCGCCUCGGCGGAUAAAAUCCCUUAAGAGACGGAGAAAAAGGUUGGCGCGAACGAAGAAGGCACACACACAGAGAGGCAGAGAGAGGGAAUAAAAUGAUGAGAGGAUCUCUCUUGAAGAAGGUAGUGGCGAGCGAGCGAAAACAUUUGAAUAGAGGUGUCUCGAGGUCGUUCCACCCGUAUUUUCCGGUCACGACGAAGAGAGAGAGAGAGAGAGAGAGAGGGAAAGGGAGAGAGUAGUCCGAUGCUAGGUUGUCUGGGGAUAAAUUAAGACGGUGGAGAAUCGUGAAACUUUAAUUGCAUGUACUUUGGAUCCGCUCGAUCGACCUGCGUAUCGGCGAUCGAGCGUUUACGACUCGCGAUCCACAUCGGACGAGUCUCCGAGCGACGAUAAGAUCUGACAUCGAAGAAGCGCGCCAGCGGUGAAGAGGAGAGGGCAGGCAACCCCCUUGAAACGUUCGAUCGGAUUCAAUGAAGAGUGGAAGAGAGCAGGCGGGAGAUGGGAGGAGGACGACGACGAUGGUGGUGGUGGUGUCCGGGCGGGUUCGGUGCGGAAUAGAAAGAACGGAGCCAGAAUUAUGCAGAUACCGGAUAUCCGAUGUAGGUAGUCGGGUAUUCUUCUCUGGGCCGGUCCUUUAGCCAAUAGACAUCUGGGAUUUCCUGAAUUGAAUGUAAAUUACCUUUUGCUCCGUUCGCGAAACGGAUCUAUCGUUAAGCUCCUGCAAAUAAGGGAGCACCCACCGUUCCCUGUCGCCACCCUGUCUCCUUCCUUCUCUUCUCCACGGCACUCGCCUUUUUUUUCGUAGCGGCGGGAGCGCGAAUUGCUCGUCGAAGCGAAGUGAGGAAGACGGUGGCCGCGUCGAUGUCGACUAAGAGAAAGGGAUGGGUAAGACUACUACUUUGCGAGCGAGGAAAAAACGGAGGAAAAUCUCCGACUUCUUCCGCGGCAGCGAUCUUCUCCUCCGUCACGUCGACAGAAUGUGCCGACGAUCUGCCAUACUGCGCGGCUGGCGUACAUUAAUUUUCCUAUGUUGCGGCGGCAGUGGAAUCGAAUUUGCGCGGCAUUGUCCGGUAAUCGGAUUUACUUAAUGCACGAAACGACGCGUGAUUAAGCGGCCGCGCGUGAUACCCGCGGAGCCACGGCGUAAUGACCCGAUCGUGCCUAAUUGCAGGCCGAACGGGAUGCGAAAAUAUUUUGGUACACUUGCACGCCAUUCACGUGCGAUGACAUAAGAUUAACGCUCGAUAACGGGAAACGCGCAUUAGCCAAAAUCACCCUGUUCUGAUAUUUUCCGUAAUUCGUGGUCUGGUAAUCUCAUUGUUCAUUAAAUUUUAAACAGAAAUGAAUUCUUAAUAGAAUCUAAAUUCAUAUAUCAUAUAAAUAAUUUCCUCUCUUUCUUCCCCCCCUCUCUGUCUUACCGAAAAAUCGUUUUCGAAAUUGAUUACCAAAUUCGUCGACACAGUUCUGAUGUCUCGUUCACGUCUGGCGAAUCAAAUAUCCGUGAGUCGCUUUAGCGUUACACAGUUUCCACGUUUGCGUCGUGGCCGAUCGCUCGUGAGUAACGUAUGCAAAUCGAUCGAUCAUCGUCGCCAAGAGAAGAGCAGUCUCGCGCACGCCGCGCGUUCAUGCACCGAGCAAAUUAAUUGGUCUACACCGACCGCUACAUAUCACUCGCAUUUACAUAAGCGCGCUCGCGCUCGAGUCCGCGCCCGCGUUUCCUGCGUCAAUUUCGUUAUUACUUGAGUGCCCGGCGCGGCCCCGUCCAACCCCCGCAAUUUCACGCCAACACCACCCCCCGCCAACCGGCCGUGCCGCCCUAUCGAAAAGACCGGACCGGUUCAGACGGGCGUUAGUAAUGUGUGCAGGCGCGAUGAAAUGCAAACAGGCGCAAUAUUAUUCAUUGUUCGCCGGCUUUACACGUAGCGGGCUUUGCCGGUGCUCGGCAGGGCCGAAUGCCGUCAGGGAUGGAUCUAUUUGCUUUACGUCUCGGAAACGUUCACGUCGUAAUUAAUCGAAUGCAUUUACUCGGCGCAUACCUGGCCCCCUUUUUUCGCAUUCAUACCGCGCGCGAAAUAUCCGCGUACGUCGAGCUGUCCGUUCGUGCAAAUACGGCGCGUUCCAGAUCAACCGCAUUCGCUUCAGUCGACGUACAUACGCUACGUACGUAUUUGUGACAUUUACGAAAGUGUAUCGCGUGCACAGCUCUAUAUAACUGACGAUAUUUUCCUCGCCGGUUGUAUUGACAUUAUCAUCCCUCGUAUCUCGUAUUACACAACGGAGCGUUAUACGACGCGCGAACGCACCAAAGAGUAUUGAAAUAAUAAAUUCUCCGUAGCAUAUUUAAUAAUCGUUUAAAAUUGCUUUUGGACUAUUAUUAUUCCAUAUUUAAAAAUUGUCUCUAAUCCUAAUGAAUUGCGCUACAACAGAUUUUCAACUUCAGCAAAGUUAUUAUAGAAACCUGGACGUUCGCAAACUUAAUUCUGGUGAUAAAUGAUUUAUAAAUAUUUGCACUAAUAAUCAUCUAAUCCGCUCGUCGUAUCAGCUAAUCCGUCAGAGUGAGCAAACAUGAACAGCGAGAUAUCAAAUGCGGAAACUUUACAGCCUCGCUUGAAGUCCUGUUACAUUAUUUGUGAACUUGGUUGUAAUUAUGCAAUAGUUCACCGCAGUCCCGUAAUAAGCUCAAGUUUGCGUGUUUACCGUAUUCGAAAUGACCAAGUUUGGUUUUAUCGUCUUGCGGAUUAUGAAAAUUUAAUGAAGAGUGUUUUCUUUCUUUCUUUGCAUCAACCUUCGAUUAUUUCUCGCACACGUACAAUAAUGCACGUGGGUGGAGUAUUGAUGGUUCCUAGAGAUGCUUAAAUAUUAAAUAACAUACCAAUCGCGCAUAGGCACACGCGGCCUCAAGGCUGAAUUAUUAUGGACGGCAACAAUUGAAUUACGCUGUAAUUAUGUAAUCGUUCACCGCAACCCAAUAUGUAACAAGUCCGAGUUUGCGUGUCGCUGAGCCCGGCAUGAUUACUAUUAUAUGAUUUCAUUCAUUAUACAAUAAAUCAGAGCGCUUGUAUAUUCCAAGAGAAUGUGCGUCGGCGCAUAAGCACGAUAAAUAAUUAGCUGGCGAAUUUGCUGAAAAUUUACAGUCUAUCUAACUUCGUUAUGGCUCUCGGCGCAAGUGAGUAGCGAAUAGAAAUGCAACAUAAAUCAAAAAGCCGAAACUGAAUUAUCCCCUCAUGCAUCUCUUUCUUGUUAUACAUUAUUUCAUUUUUAAAGAAACAUAAUGGUAUAUACAUCAUAUUGUACACGUGCCAAUAAUAUGAACCGUAAUAAUGGCUUGCAUUUUAUGUCUUUAUAACUAUAUAUUCCACUUUAACAAUGUACCUACUAUUAUUCAUCUUUUUCAGAAAAAAUAAAAAUGUUCCAUUAUGGGACGUUAAUUGGCUUACGUAUGCAAGAACAUUGCGUCUCAAUUAUGGUAGUUAAAAUUAAUUAUGAUAGUUUAAAUGGAAAACUGAAAUUAAUUUAUAUCUGCAUACAUGAAAUUGAUGUUUAUUGUUAAGAAGUAUUUAGUAUUUAUUUUAUUUCUGCUUUUGAUUUUGUAUAAUUAUUUUAUUUCCAGGUUUUUGUCUCUUUCUGGAUCAUAUAGCCUUCGUUGCAAUACGGAAAGGAAAAUUCUAUUCGUUGAUAGCGCUAAGCGGAGUUGGUGCAACUCAAUGUUAAUGGAUCAUGCUUUUCCUUUUUCAGCAAAACGGUAUCGCGUCUGCGAAACUUUUCCUCGAGCCAAUUUUAUGUUCGCCCUUUGGCGACGUAGCUUCCUUUAUAACAAGUUGGCUUGCGACAAGCGCGACGGUGGACAGGAAAAUAGUCAACCGGACGAAAAAACGCGAGAAGGAAGAGGUGGUGAACAGAAAGGGAGAUCUUCGUUACCUAAGACUACAAUUCUAAAUUAGCUUGGCCAACGAAGCUUGUUGUACGCCCGAAGGGCUCUCGCUAAACUCGCGUGUAAAAAGCGAAUUCUCUUCAUUGUAUGCAAUACUCUCAUCAUUCUACAACUGAUGCAUUUACCUCAUUUUCUCUCCGCGAUCCUUGGAUUGUUUUUCUCUCAUCUGCGUAAAUUCUUACUUUUUGUCGUCAUCAUCAAGAACGAAAUCGUUCAAAGGAAAGAAUGUCAAAUUAGAUAUUUCGAAGGUAUUAAUAUCUUUAAUGUUGCACUAAUUUUCCAUUUCAUUCCGGAAUUUCAGAUUUGUUAUUUUCAUAAUUAUGCGUAAUACUAUCGAUUUAUGAGAAAACAAUAUUUAUUUAAAUCGCUGAAUAAUACUGAAUAAAAAAUUGAUUAUUUUUAGUCUUUUAUCAUUGUGAAAAAUUGAGUUUCUGUUAAAAUGGUUUUUUAAUAUAAAUAAAUGUCAUGAAUGUAAUGAAUGCUGUCAGUAAUAAAAUACUUGAGUAUAUACAUAUCAAUACAAUAUUUAAAUAAAAUAGGGAAAUAUAUAUAUACUGCGACAAAAAAUAUUUUUAUUAACUUCUUUAGGUUUAUAUUAAUUUUAGUCACACAAGUAACCGAUCUUAUUACCAAUUAAAACUUUCUCUGUAAGAAGCCUCUUAUAAAUUUAACGACAAGAUAGAGAGAUAGAGAUAGAGAGAGAGAGAGAGAGAGAGAGAGAGAGAGAGAGAGAGAGAGCGGGGGGGGAGGGAGAGAGAAGAAGAUCAUAUUGUAUUUUUUAUAUAUGAGUAAUUCAAUUAAGGGGACAGCCACGGUACUCCCCAUGGAAACACGGCUUCGAGGAGAGCAUACAUCCACUCGAGGCAUGAUGUCUCAUUUUAUGUAAUGAAAACGUCCCAUCCUUAUUCCACUUUCAAGCACCGUCGAGAACUUUUCUCGAAGAAGUUAAGAAGUCAAGUACGCUGCGUAAUACCUAAAAACUGAAGCGAUGCAGGGAGGAUGUUGUACCUACAUCGGAACCCAGUUUCCCCGAGAAGCGAAGCUGCAUCAGUAAAAAAAAAAAGAAACUCGCAUACUUUGGUCGCCCACUUCCACUCUCUUACUCUUUAACCCUCGAAGUUUAUUCCCGCAGCCUUCAAACAUUGCUCUCUCCUUUUUGCAUGCUGAAGUAUGAACUACCGAACUACGGAUAUUACUGGUAGCAAGUCGAAGAGGCAUAAGUUAUACGAAAUACAUGACAUCGAUGCGUUUUGACUCGUGUCAAUAUUAAUUACGCUUCUAACGCUAUUUAUUGCUUGAAUACUAAUUAAUUCCAAUAUAUAUCUUUUCGUGAAAAAUCUUAAACAAGUUCCAUUUUUGAUUAAAUAGUUUAUAUUAUUUCCAGCAUCUCAAAAUAUCUUGUAAUGUAUCCCAUGAAAAAACAUGCACCUUUUACAUGCUCCUUUUAUGCAGAUUACAGCACAUUGUUACCGUUUACCUCUUUUAUAGCUCUCGAAUUAAAUUCCUUUGCUUUUUCUUUUUUACUUUAUUUAAAUUCCCGCAUUUUCCAUGCUGCUUUUGAACAGCAAACAUAAGGAUGCGCAUUUUCAACGUAGCUUGAAGUCUAUACGUAAUUAUUCGUGGUAAUGAAAUUUCCUCGUUUUUGAAGCUGUUAUACCCAAGAAUGGUGUAACGCGCGAGGUACAAAGAAAUCGUAAUGUUGGUGACGUUCGGUCACACUGACAGAUACCGCGCGGUCGGUUGAAAAUACUUUUUGACAGACGAAAUAAGGUGUUGGAGAAAUAUGUGCCUACAGCGUCAAAGCCGACGUUAUUCAGAAUGAAAUAUGAUGCAAACGGCUGACAGUGCCGAACGCGGCGGAAAGAGAUUAUGUGUCCGUAGAAAAACUGACUCUCCUCCACCGGUAAAUAAGAUCCUCCGCGUUCUGCCGCUUGCUCUUCAGUCCUUGAAUCCAAUCCCCGAGACCUCCUCGCUCGCUCCCAUCUUCUCGGAGAAGGAACGAGCCCGAGAGACGUUGCUUACCUCGCGAAGGUGGAAAGCGCCUUUUUUGUGCCUCUUAAGCUCCGGCUACGCUUUUCUCGCCUCGGUGCUCCGAACGGAAUAUCAGUUUACGCGCGGAACCUCCUCGACGCUUCUUCUUCUUCUUCUUCUUCCAGCUUCUCACCUUUGUAGUGGAAUAUGGCCGCCUAUUCGCGCACGAUCUUCUAGAGAUUCUUCCACCGUACUCCCGCAAUGCGAGGGCAUAUCCGAUAUCGACGUCAAUAAAAAAGUGCGAGUGUUUCAGUUCCAUAUUUCCGCGCCCUUCGAUAAAUUACGAUCAAGUGAAGGAAUUCGCAAUAGUUCUGACCUGUAAAGAUAUUGGUAUUGGUCUGCCGACACUCAUCAUUUUGCAAGUUUUGAAAAACCUACCAAAUGGCUUUGCUCCGACAGUAUUUAAUUAAUUUGUCAAUAUAAAAUAUUUGAAUUUCUAUCAAUAAAAUCUUUUUCCUGAAAGGGUUCACUCUCCUUAGAAAACAGAAGCAAACUGGGACACCUUGUAUACAGCAUCAAAGUUAUUUGCUAUUUAAGCAUGGAAAGCUAUUUACGGCGAUAAAUUUCUGUCACGCGCGCGGACGGGGACCAGGGACGUUAUCCAGAACAUUUUCGUUUAUGUUUACAUACGCAUUCCUAGAUAAUAUCGUCCCACGACCUUAGUCCUCGAACGAAUUCGAACUGAUCUCAGUCGAAUUCGCGCUGCGAACCGGUACGCAGACUUUUCGAACGGCUCGAACGCCUCGAUCUUUGUCACUUCUGUUCUUCGUACAUUUUCAUCGAUUCUCCGAGCGUCGUUUGAUAAUCUUGAAUUCCAUUUUCCAAGUUCAGGAAAUAAAUCCGAGUGUUUGUGUUGGACGAUUCAAACUGCGCUGGUAGCGGAUUCCCAUUGGUAAGUAACUGGCAACGUGCACGUCCACAUGUUCGAGCUCGUUCGUUUCAUCUCGCGAUCAAUCUUUUCCUAAGCGAUCCUUGCACGAAUAAUAUUGAUUUUUUAUCUGUCACAGGUCGUCUAAAAAAAUAUAUUAAAUCAUUCACACACGAGAGAAGGUUUGCUUUUAUCAAAAGUUUUAAUCGAAAAAUUUAAUCGCGUCUGACGCCUAUAUUAACCUUUUGGUUGUCUCUCUUGCUUCCUCGUGGUUUACUUUAAUCGAUACUAACUUAACACAUUCACUGCCAACCGUAUUUCAGUUGAUUUUCCGUUUACGUCAACUGGAUAAUUAAGAUUCACCUAAUAUGUUUAUAUAAUCAUUUUUUUCAUAGUAAUAAAUCAUAAUACUGAAUUAUUUGCAAAUGCAUGCUGUCUGUUACGCUUUUCUCGGUUAUCAUUAUAACGAUGAAUAUAUUAGUACAUCGUUUCAUUAUAACAACGCACGACAUGAGCAGAUUGUGCUAUUAUAAUAUCUAGUCAUUUGAAGAAUUCGUUCCAUCAACAUUAUUAACACAGUACUUCGAUAACAUUCGUGUAAGGGUCCUUCACACCGGACCGUGAUCUCAGUCGAUUAUUGCAUCGAGUGUGUUCAUUCGAGUUAAUUAAACGUAACAGGACACUCUUCGUCUCUGAUGAGGUCCGCCAGUUAAUAAAAUUUGAAUUUCAAAUUCCGUCGUCGCACUAGUCGACCGGGAAGUCGACGACGAAACGAGCAGCGAACGGUAACCAGCGGUUAUCGGUUGAUUUUAUAUGUUUGGGCAACUCUUUGUUGUAUCAAUUGCAGUGCACGUCGUGUAAUCCGAGAGAGAACGAUCAAUGUUCGAGCCCUGUGUGAAGACACUGAACGCACCGUUAAACGCGACAGAAUCGGACACCAUGCUCGACUAUAAGCUGUUCGCGAGCGGAGCGAUACAAUUGGAUCAGAACAACAACAAUAGCAUGCCGCAGCCGUCGGAUUGCAUAAUGAACAACAACAGCGUGGAACAGCCAGAUCCGGACAACAUAAAGAUGUUUGUAGGGCAGGUACCUCACGAUAUGGACGAAAACGACCUGAGAACGAUGUUUGAAGAGUAUGGUCGAGUGCAUCAGAUAAAUAUUCUGCGGGACAAGAUCACUGGCAGUCAUAGGGGAUGCUGCUUCGUAACGUUUUACACUAGAAAAGCGGCGCUGGCAGCGCAGAAUGCUCUUCACAACGUCAAAACCUUCAGCGGGAUGCGCCAUCCGAUCCAAAUGAAACCGGCCGACAGCGAAAAUCGAAACGAACGCAAGCUGUUUGUCGGCAUGCUGUCGAAAAAGUUUACGGAGAACGACGUUAGGAACAUGUUCAGCGCUUACGGGAUGAUCGAAGAAUGCUCGGUGCUGAGGGACAGCACCGGGAAGAGUAAAGCCUGUGCCUUCGUUACCUACGCUAGUAAGCAGUAUGCGAUCAACGCUAUCAAAGCUCUGCAUCAUUCCCAGACAAUGGAGGGCUGUUCGUCGCCGUUAGUCGUAAAAUUCGCCGACACGCAAAAGGAGAAGGACCAGAAGAGGAUGCAGCAACUGCAGUCGAAUCUCUGGAAUAUCGCGGGAGUCAACAUCACGCCGCAUUAUCUGGCUAAUGACGCGCAUACCCUGGCGCCCGCGUCAUUGCAGCUGCUGCAGCAGUUGCAGGCGACAACGAGCGCCGCGACUCCAGUAGCUGCAAAUGCGGGGGCGGCGAAUGCGUUGUCGAAUGUGCAACAUCAGUUGCUGCUGCAACAACACCUUGGCCUUGGGGCAGCAACACCCGCGCACGCGGCGCCUCCCGCUGUACCCAGCCCGGCGGAGAUCAACCCCGCAAAUCUGCAAAGCCUGGCAACCCUCGCGUCCCUGAGUAACACCGCUGGUGAGUAUGCGAACGCGGGCGUUUCACCGAUGAGUAUGCAGAAUCUUGUUACCCUGGCAGCUAUGACCGGUGGAAACGGCAAUCUUCAAGUGUCGCCAAACACGUUAAGCGGCCUGGCGAAUUCAACAGCAGGUAUGUCGCUAUCUGCUCUUCUGGGAAAAACAGGAAAUACAGGGUCUACCGGAGGCAGUCUUAGUCCUGUCACAUCUCUUACACUCAACUCCCUAACGGGGACGCCGCUGAAUGGGCUUCAGGAUUCGUUGAGCAACGCUUACUCCAGCUUGCAGCAAUAUGCAGCUCUCAUUGGAAAGACGACGGUGACCGUGGAAAAGAAAGAGUUGCAUAGGUUCCCCGCGUUCACGGCGGCAGCGGCCGCUGCGGCGGCGGCGGCACAGAAAACGAAGUUCACCAACACGGACAAGCAAAUCGAGGGUCCCGAAGGCUGCAACCUCUUCAUCUACCACUUACCGCAGGAAUUCAGUGACACAGACCUUAUCUCCACCUUCUUGCCUUUUGGCAAUGUCAUAUCCGCCAAAGUUUUCAUAGAUAAGCACACACACAUGAGCAAAUGCUUCGGUUUUGUAUCAUAUGACAACGUGUCAAGCGCGCAAGCGGCGAUCCAAACAAUGCAUGGUUUCCAGAUCGGCAUGAAGCGGCUCAAAGUUCAGCUGAAGCGAUCCAAGGACGCCUCCAAGCCAUACUAGCCGACGUCACAGAGUGUUCGUAGCAGGUGGCCUGUGACGUUGUGACCGUGUACUCUCGAUCGGAGUCGCCGUGCCAUGUCAGUCUCAGUCAGUCAAAUCGGUAUCGAUCGUUCGUCCGACCGGUCGAUCGAUCAAUCACGAUUCCUCCGGUCAGUCUCUCGAUCAGUCUCUAUCUGUGUCUGUCGGUGCCUGUACAAAGAACGACGCGCUCUCACUUUCGCCGUAAGACCCUUCGCCGUGUCGACCUCUUUUCUCUCUUCAUCUCGCCCUACCUCGACCUCUCUCGCGAUCAUAUCACCUGUCCUGCGAAGUUGCGACGUCGCUCGUGCUGCGAGGAUCGCCGACAAUCCUCGGAAGUCGCGUCUCGUCCUCUCGAUCGCAGGCGAAAUGCAGGCGGGACGAAUCUUCGUCGGCCAUCGGACUCGCAGGAGAAUUGACGAUGCUGCGACGUGCAAAGAGUCACGACCGAGAUACUGCACGCGUGCAGAGGAACACGACGAGAGGAGGUCCAAGAACAUGGGAGCUUGGAAGGCGAAGGAUGACGCACCGAUGACUGAGCUGGGUUCCUCGAGCGAAGCUAACGCGCUAUGUUAACUGUCUCUGUCCACAUCUGCCACUUGUGUAUAUAAAAAACAGAUAUAUAAAUAUAUUAUACAUAUAUGUACAUACGCAUAUAUGUAUACGUGUGUGUGUGUGAUACGUGCGUGCGUACGCGCGUCGAGAGCGCAACGAGGAUCUAUGUGGCUAAUUAGCGAUAGACGGCGAAUCGUACUUUAGGAUGAAAAGGGACAAAAGAAAAGAUGACGAGGAAUACGUGCAGUACCCGUAGCUGUACGAAAGAGAAAAGAAUUUCUUAUACAUAAUUAUACAUAUACAUAGGUACAUACAUGUUCAUAAAUCGAAUUAUAUCGACUGAGAACUAUUUUUAUCGGCUCUAUUGUCGAGAUCGCUGUCAACGCCUCGCAGCGCUUGUUUGAUAUACGAAUAUACAUACAUACACAUACACGUCGCGGUAAAUUGAUCAUGUAGACGAGAUGGAUGUAUGUGUGUGUGUAUAUGGACCCGUGUAUGUGUGUGUAUGAAGAAACGCGAGAGACGGAGACUGGAAAGGGAAACGGGAAUGGACGAACAAUUGAUCGUGUGGGACCGGCGCACGCGUGCGAUUUCUUAGGCUUAGAUCGUGCAAACAUACCAAAACCGAAACGGAUACAAAGAAACAAACAAAAUCGAUUAGCUAGCGAAGAAGCGAGUAUAAGACGUGCAUACUUUGUAGUAAUGAUUUUGUGAUAAGAUUAUGUCGUGUUGAGUUGGAUCGGGCUUGAAGCCGCUUCCUGGGUCCGCUAGACCCAGCGAUCCCGAAGCAAAACCCCUGGAGCCAGAUAGCUGAGAAGAUAACACAUCAGGCGUCAUACGCGUUUAUGCGUUGACACGCGCAUCUGAUUCUAUCGCCACCGGAAACGCUUCACGACGAGUAGAUAAGUAUAGAGAUGUGACAAAUUUUUAACGAAUCGUAAUGUCGAACGAGUUUCCCGACCGUGCAUUCGCAUAAUCUUUUUCGUCGGGUUCAUUCACGAGCAUUCUAUGCGAAUAGUCUUAGCUCUUCAAGAAAGCUGGAUACGGGACCGAUCGGACAAGCUGUUUGGUCGACUCGACAAGUUAAGAAACGUCCCCAUGCACAGACGCGACAUGCGGAAUACGUUUUGAGAGAAGGAAUUGCUGCAAUAGUCAUGGAAUUAUGAAAUCAUGGAUUUUCGCAACGAAAUAAUGUGCUCGAGUAGGACUGCAUCAGCGCGCCAAAUCAUUUCAAAUCAUUUCUGACACAGGCUGGAUAUAAAUUUGCUGCCGAAAUAAUAUAAGGCAAAUAUUUUAAGUUUUAGGAAAUAAUAAGUUCUGUCAAUCACGAAAUUAUAACUGAUCAUAGUUCUUGUUAUAACUUGUCAAGGUAUAACAUGAAAUUUCAAAUGUUAUUUAGAGAACAGCUAUUAUUAAUAUUUACAGCUGGAUGAGCGAUGCAAUGGUUAACAAAGCUGUGCAAUAAUUCAAACAAAUAUUUAAUCGAAUGAAAACAGAGUCGAGUAAUAAUAAUUCAUUCUAAUUAAAAAAUGUUUUGAUGUUCAAAGUUUAUUGUUUUUUAAAUAAUUUGUGGACAUUUUUUAAAAAUCUUUUUCAUUUUUCUGAAGAAAACAUAUGAAUAUCGAUUGAGAAAGUAUGUUUACUUCCAUACAUGAUCCAUACGAUUCUAUACGUCGAAAUAGUUGAACUAUAUAUAUAUAUAUAUAUACAUAACUAUAUACAUGUUAAAUCUUUUUUGUUUUUCGCCGAAAUUUUUCUGUCGUAUUGUCAAAUAACGAAAUUUUGUGCAGUUUUUGACGUCCCUGAAGAAAUCAAUACACCAUCUUUUCUCUUGCAAUUGUGUGAGAUCUUUUAUGAUCGCUGUCUAUAUUUCAAGUUUUACAUAUCUUAUGUCGUUCGAUCCUUUAUCUCUUUUUCACUUGUCUGUAUUACAUAAGUUUAUAUACACUCAAUCAAAUGACAAUACUUAAUCUUGUUAUGUCGACGACAACAUUGACAUGCACACGUGCGUUAAACCAAAUGAACGGAGCAACCGACGUCGUUGCAAGUAAAAUUCAUAUUAACGGGCGAAUUUUAUUAGGCAUUUGCGAUUGUCUUUGACAAGCAAAGAACGUCGCGCUCUGUAUGAGUUACCAAAGAUGUGUCUUUAAUUAACUGAUGUACUUACGCAACGCUAAUGACUAAUCCACGCCAGUGUUGAGUGUCUACGCAUGAACAAGAACUACCUAUGUGUGCAAAACAAUAUCUUACUAUUAAAAAAACUAUUGUCUUACAUGCAAUAUAAGCCAACAAAUGAUAAAAAGAGAAGUUCUGUUAUCUUACAUUCAUGUAUUUAAAAGAUAUAAACCACACUAAAUUAGAAUAUUUAUAAAAACAUUUCUGAUACACAUAGUGAUAUUAUAGGAAUACAUUAAAAAAUUAUUUAAACAUGUUUUCUUAAACACUUAGAAAUAACUUUCUUGGCAUGAAAUAUGAUGUCUCAAAAUUGCAAGGAAAAUAUCAUAAGUUUUAAAAAAGCAUAGUUUCGGUGUUCAUAUCAUGCGUAGAUAAUCAAUAUUGAUCUACACACAUCAAGUCGAUUAUAACUAAUAAUAGAAAACGAGCACGCGUACACGUUAGUCUUGUGCGUACAUACAAAUAGAACCUAGUCACAAAUAUGAACGGUUGAAAAAUCAGUUUUAUGUUCGUGUCAUUUUCAUCAUUGUCCUCCAGCACGUGCGUUAAUAUUGUUGUUAGUGCUGCUAUGUUUAUUACGGCUAUUACUGCUACGUUUAUUCUUACUAGUUAUAUCUGUUCUAAUUUGAUUGCUAUUAUUAUUAGGAUAAUUAUUAUGGCUAUUAUUAUUCUCUUCUUUACGAUUACUAUUAUAUUUCAUUAUUAGUAUUAUUAUAUAUUAGUACUUUCGCCAAUGACGGCGAUACUGUCCUUGGCAAUUAUUAUAUUACUAUUAUGACCAUUGCUUCUAUUACUUUUAUUAUGAGCACUUAGCGGAACAGCGAUCGCGAUUAUCGCCUGUUAUUGUUGCCGAUACCGAUCGCUCGCUAACUUAAUGCCGCGAUGCGGCAGACUAUUAGUUUAGGUCAAGAUCAGCCAGUUACUUUUAUAUUCGUUCUUACAGGAUGCAGGAGUGAUUUCGUUCGCCAUAAAUAGAUACUUGCGCGGUCAUUAUUAACAGUCAAAUAGAGAUCACUUUAAACGAGAUAAACAUUAUAAUAGCACGGGACAAUGUACUUACGACGUUAACGAUUCAUGUUCGUGUUUGUUUUCACAUUAGCUACCCAAAGAUUGGACCAAACUAAUUGACCGAGAUAAAUCGAAGUCCGAAAUGUGUUUCCAGCAUUCGUCAAAAUAGUCGUCAACACUUGUAAAUGUUAGUGACAAAUAUUAUAGGGUACGUUUUGUUUUUAAUAAGAGAUAUAAAUGCAAAAGUUCUCAUAUUCCAAGAGUAAUGAUAAGAGGGUAUACUUCUUGCAUUGUUGUAAUGCCUUAUUCAAUUGGAAAAUUUGAAUUUUUGCUCUUACAUCGCUUAUAUUAUAUAAACAUUAUUGUAGGUAAUACUUAAGUAAUUUUUCCGCACGAGUUAAAUAAUGUAAGUUUCUUUCCCUCUUUCUCUCUCGCACACGAACCGAUCAAUUAGAUGAUCCUGUUCGACUGAUGUUUCAAUGACACGGCUAUCCAUUCGUAUUAUUUUCGUAAUCGAAAUUUGUCGACAGAGUAUAUUUUGGUUUUUAAAUGUUUGAGUUAUAUAUUAUUGCGUACAGUUAUUGUUGAGUAUAUUAUCUUUGCAAUGUUAACAUUUUUUCUGUCGUGCUUCUUUAUUUUCGUUUUUUUUUACAUGCCGAAAGUCGAACUUGUACGUUUUUCUUUAGUUUGUUUAUUCAAACAAACUAAAGUGUUUUCUCCUUUAUAAAAUGUAUACGUUAUUUUGUUUAUUAAAAAAUGGAAUGCGUCUCGAUCGGAGAUAUCCAGAUGAUAUAACAUGUGUUCAAUUAAAUGAAAAUUUUUUCUUACUUUCAGCACGUUGAGCGUUGCUUAAUAUUUGUGUAAUUAGCGAUGUAAACAUUGCUAAUAUUAACAUAACAUGUAUUUUGUUAAAUGGUGUCGCUUUGGUCGUUGCGAACAUAUUGCAAUGUUCAAUAUUUAAGUAAUUGCGAGUGUUUGUGCAUGUAGAAUAUAAUUUCCCAAAACAUGAAUUUAAAAAAAUUAAAAUUGAAUGAUUGCUACAACAUAUGGUUAUAUAUGUUUUAAGAUCAUUGAGAUGCUCCGAAAGAGAUGUUAUUGAUUGUACUUUUUUGGACUUAAUCCUGACGAUCGAAGGACAAUCGUGAAUGCGAGUAGAGUAUCGAGACUUAUCGCUGUGGUUACUCCACGCGCACAUUGCGAUGGCUUUCCACGUACGCUCACAUUUGGGCAUUAAAUGUAUUUUGUGUAUGUAUCUCUGUACACGUACGGAUGUAUACAUAUAAUGUGAGUGUUGCGUGUGCGAUGGUCCUCAUCGCCUUUUGUUGCGUUUAAUGCGCGUUUAACGCCGUUCCGCGUUUGAUUCUUAAUCCUUCAUCUUUUGUUUAAUUCAUUCUGUUUUGUUCUUUCUUUUUUCUUGAAUCGCUGAUCAUUCUAUGAUUUUAAACGGUUGGCGAGGAAACUGCGAAUAUCGUGUCGUUGAGUAUACUUAUAUAGUUUUUUUUUCUGUUCCGCUUGGUCUACAACGCGAUCAGCAUGUGGCGUAUGUUGGAAAUAACAAUAUAUGUAUUUAUUUUAUUGUUUUAAUUUUUUUCUUCGCUUUAUAUAUUACCGCUCCCACAAUCCUGAUCCCUUGAUUUGUCCGCUCUAGCGAAAUCCAUAGAAAAAGCUACAGAGUACCCAGCCGUAUCUUUCUUCGUGUAUAUAUAUUAUACUACAAACUCGAUCUAACCCCUUAAUGAUUUUUUGGAUAGAUAUACGAAGUUGUUAUAUAUAAUUAGUCAAUAUUCAUUCAUUCAUGAAAAAUAAAUUGCUAAACAAUUUAUUUAAAAUGUGAUAUCAAAUACGAUAUAACAUCAUUGCGAUAAUGUUGGAUCGUCAAUUGAUAAAUAUUAAAUAACCAAGAUUUUUAUAGAUUCGUAAUAUACGAUUUAAGGGGUUAAUCAAUCGUGAAUCAAUAUUAGCUUCAUAUAGAUAUUUAUUUCAUUGUAUAUAACUAUAUGUGUAUAGCGUGCUUCGAAACUGCUAAUGAUAUACGAUUGCAACUGACACAAACAAUUUAUAUAUAUAAAUAAUUAAAUUUUUUUAAUAACACAUAAUUUUUUAAUUUGUUCAAUUCUGUUAGAAUUUUUAUUUUGUAAUAUUAACGGAGUUAUUUGUUUUACAAAUUCCAUAUAAGUUUCACUUUGAAAGAUGACAAAUUCGGUAAUUACUUUCAUCUUUUUCGGACUAACAAUAAUUUUAUAUAUUUAUUAUCCAUAUAUUCUUUUGUACAAUGUACAACUUAUAGUGCACUUCCAAAAUAAACGGCUUAUGUUAAAUUAUUUAUUUUAAUGCUCACUAUAUCCGUUACAUGUAUUACUAUCAUUUUUAUUUAUUAACUAUUAUUUACUAACUCGAUACAAACUCUACCUACAAUGAGUAAAUUAAAUGUUUUACAAGCGAGUGCUUUUGCCUGUACUAAAAUAUGACUUGAGCUGAGGUUUCACACUGUUGCAAUUUCGUUUCUUUAUCAUACCGAAGGAUCAAGAUAAAAUGCAUGUAAUGAUCUACAACUAAUAUGAGAAACAGAAUAUUCGGGCAAUUGUUCAAAUAAAGUUUUAAAUGACUGAUUCAAUGGCCCAUUACGGCAAAUUAUCUCGAGUUUGAUGUAAUAACAUAGUGCUAGAAAUGUUUUCUCUUUCAGGGAGAAGCCAAUCGGAAAUGUCACUUUUCUAUCAAUCUUGUCACUUUUAUAUAUCGUAUAAGUAUUGUACAUAAACUAACAAAAUCAUGUCAUUUAGUGCGGGCACACGAGAAUGCACGUUACAUUUGUUUUUAGAAAGUUCUUUUAUUUAUGGUUUUUAAGUUAAAUAUAAGAUUAUUAUGUCGAAUUUAUUUAUGAUUAAUAUAUAAUUAAUUAAGUUUAUAUAUAUAAUAUUUCUAUUGUGUUCCUACAAAGCGCUCAUGCCAAUGUUGAAAAUGGUAUUACCUCAAGUCGAUAUCUGAAUUUAACACUUAUCACUUAUACAAUAUCGGAGAUUUGACAUAAAAAGGCUUUCACUCUUACAAGCCAUUGUAUUUUUAGAAAAUUAAUUUUCAUUAAAAACAAUUAUGUGCCAAGAUAUUAAUAACAGAAGGCCAGUUAUUUGUAAGAAUAUCUGUAAAGUACAAAAGUGUAAAGAGAAGUUUUUGUAAGUAAAUAAAAUAUAAAAUAUUUCUGAAAAUGUAUGUAAUUUCUCUUUCAAGAUAUUAUUUUCUAAUGUCAAAAGAUUGUUUUUUUGUGUCAAAACUUCGAUUACGUGAAUAUGCACAAGCUGCAUUCUUUCUUUCGGCGCUCAUGCUAAAAUAUAAGUUGUACAAAAUGUGCACGCACAUCAGCAACAAUCACGAACUAAUAUAUAAACUGUACAUAAUCGUACCUAGUACGUAAGGGUAUUUUUUGUACGCAACGGAAUUCCGAGUUAUUGUGCCGUUACAUGAUCAAUUCUGCGAUGGUCUCUAUAGAGAAUAACGUGUGUUCACAGUGGCGCAUAGAAGAUCGAUGCCUAGACUUAAUUUUAAUAAACCAAAUUUUCUGGGGGAAAACAUUCAAAAAAGUUGAGGAAUCAAGUCCUUGUACGGCAUUUUCUCAAAGUUGAAAAUAUCUAAAUAUCCAAAGAAUAUGAAAAGAUCCUUUAUAGGGACAUUACGACAUUUACCAUCAACAAAUUCUUUAAAUAAUGUAUAUUGUAUAAGAUUGAUUAUUUCUUGAUUGAUUAGUUUAGACAUUUAUUUAUAAACACGAGAAAAAGUGAAAACUGUUCAUAUAAGUAAAGCAACGGAUACUUAUAAUGAAUAACAGAAUCGUGUCUAUUACGCAUUUUAAGUGGGCUUUUCUUUCAUAAAUGUUCAAAGAAGAAUAUCACCUAGAAAAAUUGUUAAAUAAGAUCCCGAGACACGUCUAGAAGAAAACUACUUUAAUACGAAAUAAUUGUGUUUUUCUCCGAUGCAGCAUCCCUGUUCAAUGAGAAAAUUACGAGUAUCGAGAGAAUUUAUGUAUCGAUGCACCGGGGAGGGUGGAACGAAUUAACGACGGCUGCCGAGUUGGUUACUCUUAUCAUGUAAAUACCAGUCAUAAUGUUGCGUGUUUAACUUGUAGAGGCGAAUCCAUGUAACUACUGUAAAUAGCAACGUUUAACAGGGGGGACCACGUUGCGCGUUCCCAUCUCUGACGGAACUCCGCCACUGUGUAUACGCGUCAGCGAUUACUUCAGUGGAUACAUGGAAACGUAACAGGAUAGUAUGGAAAGUUAUGUAUAGUCUACGUAUAGAAUAUCCAUAACGUUACUUAUGCAAAUUAUGGCUCGAUUUAGUACUAAAUGUGCAGCCGCAUGAUUCUCAGUUCGUAAUAACAUUAAAAGCGAGUAUUGAAAGAAAGGGCAAUACUAAAUCUGUUACAUCAUUAAACUAAUAUUUUUUACAGCUGCUGGAGUCGCUGGGCAAUAAAUUUUUUAUCAAGAAUAUCUCUUAGAAGAUGCGAACGGAUUGCUUCAAUGUGUGUUAUGUAUUCUGUGCGUAGACUAUAGUUUACACGGACAUUAAAUACUGGAUAUGAAGGAACAAACCCUGAGCUAUGCAUAUGUGUAGAGAGAAAAAUUACGAAAGUAACGAGUUAGAUGUUAUUUGUUUUUGGUAUCCUGAGGUGUAUCUUUGAAGCAUUCUUUAGAUCUCGCAAACCACACUCAUCGACGGAGAAGAGGCGCAACGAUGACGAAGCUUAUUGUCAAUGGCAGUCGACUGAUUGUUUAAUUGCAUCCGUAAUUCGCGCACAGUGAAUUUGUAGCUAGUAUAGGUAUUUAAAGAAUUACAUUUAAUCUGCGAAUAAUUGCGCCUGCAAUUAAAAUUUCUCAGUCGAUCGGAAUUAAGGAUCAUUAUCAAUCUUUGAGAUGUGUGUUGCUCUCGACGUUCGAUCCCUACGAUAAGGGGCCCUUUCUAGACCGCAAGUGCAUGUGGACAAAAAUUGUGCGAGUAGCGAAAUACCUUACAUAUCCAUGACAUAUACUAUGAAGAGUGCUAACUUGGAAUACAUGUCUAAUUUGGGACAUAUGCGAAAACGAGUAACGUUAAUUAAUUGGUGAAGAUAAUCGAUUUCUCGUUUUUACAAAAGUAUUAGAAAAAUUAACAAACACCGAAAAAGUAUAGAAAUCGUGUAAAAAAUGUAUAACUUUCUACUUUCAGAAAAAUGUAUAUUAUCCCAAUUUCAGUGUAUGUAAUUUAAGUAAGCACAUUUUAUAACGUAUUAAUACAAAAAAAGAUAUUUAUUGAUAUCUAAAAUAACUAAAAGCUUCUUACUUUUUGCAUUAAAUAUGAACUAUCAUCGUUUAUUAUUUAUUAAACUCAUAUUGUAAUUUCGUUCCCCACGUCGCUCGCGUCUAGAAACGAUCCUGCAUAUUAAUCGUAUAUAAGUAUUGACUCGUAAACUCAGCUAUGUAAACCCGGUUGACUCGAAGAAAAGCGCGAAUCAAAUCGACUUACUUCGAACACUUCAAUCAAACCAAAUACUUGGACGCAAAUUAAAACAUCUCCGCUGCGAAUGAAUCACAGUAUUCAAAAUAUCGAUCGAAAAGUUUUGCGUAUUUUCAAUAUUUUUAUGCACUCUCUCAUUAAUUAAUUUAGAUUAUUUUUAUUCAUAGAUUUUAGUAAAACAAAUUUAAUUAUUAUUGUUGUAUCAGAAUAAACGUUAAUUUCACUUUUUUUAUCAUAUAGUAUUUGUUGCACAAAUUCAGUUGUAAAUUACUGGACAUGAGCGUUAUUGGACGGUGCAAUUCUCUUUCAGCAACUAAAUCGUUGAUGACAAUUUGUCGAAAAAAUUAUGCAGUCUAGUCGAGAAAGAUAGUCUUAAUGUCAGGAAUGCGAAUGAAAAAUUCUGAUCAGAUAAGAACGAAUCUACGUGCAGAUUGUUUUUCUAUCUCGAGAUACUUAUUCUGACUGCGAGAUACGAGUUAAGGAUAUGAAAUAGUCAAAUAAGUCUCUAGAUUAAUCUUAAUCUCGCUGACACGGGUGAUAAUAAAAGAUUUGCACGUAUAUAUAUGUAAUAUGAUAGCGUCGGGUUUAUGGUCUCGUGAUGGAGCAGCAACUUUAUUUCUAGUGGAAAGUUGUUGCUUUAUCAUUGUAGCGAAGCGCUUUAUCAAUUUUAAUUUAUAAAAAAUUUAAUAAUUUCUUUCUCUAAAUUGCACUUUAUGUGUCCAUAAAUCCGCCGCUAGAUUUUAAUAAGAGUAGUAUUGCGCGUUACGUACGUGAUUAAGAGAUAAUUGAUUGUCCAUGAGAAACUUCUGUAGAGUUUGGAAAAUAUAUAGCCAAUUUUACAAAGAUGUACAAAAUUUAACAAGCGAUUUACAACAAGCACUAUUUUCCAAAAUGUUCAGCAUUGAAGAUCAUGGCUUAUUUUUAUCUGUACAUCACUCAAUACGUCAAUCGAAAAUGACUUUCUAACUUAAUUACUAAAAUGCUGUAAACAAUACUAUAUUAUGUGAACAUUUAUACUUAACUAUAUUUUAAAGAAACCUUACUUUUUUAUCAAAUACAGAGAACAUGAAUUUUUAGAUUAUUAUUUGAUUACAAGAAAGUCUGCAAUUUAUUUCAUUAAACACGAUCUAAUGUGCAAUUUCUUCUUUUUUACAUUUUUGACAAAAUUUUCACUAAUGAUCAAGAUUGCGGGCUGUUGAUGUCGUGCACUUUUUAGAAAAAACAAGCUAGGAUAAAGAAUAUGAGCGAAAAGCGAGUCGCAAAGUGAAGAUUAUAUGUUUUCGAUAUACCGAUGACAGUGUCCUGUUCGAGUUCUGUCCAGAGUUCUGUAUAAUCGUUGUAACAAGCGGUGGCGAUCACGCACGAUCGAGCAACUCGCAUCGACAUAGUAAUUAACACGACUUCUAGGAUAGUGUAACGUUUAUCGGGCAAGCUACGAGUCAUGGUGUUUAAAUAUAGCGACCUUUUAGAUUUUAUAUAUCGCGUGUGUGAGAAUAUGCAGAGCGCGUGCGACAGUGAGAAAUGCGCGUGUAAAAAUGCGUGUAAGCGCGCGCAUCACAGAAUUUAGGUUCGGCAGGUUAAUAAAUCGUAUUUUCGAGAUAAA
Ooceraea biroi (clonal raider ant) is the source of this 28509-nucleotide messenger RNA. RefSeq names its product CUGBP Elav-like family member 2. NCBI's taxonomy places the organism in Eukaryota, Metazoa, Arthropoda, Insecta, Hymenoptera, Formicidae. Gene Ontology annotation, cellular component: ribonucleoprotein complex. The record is from RefSeq and is a predicted model, not a curated record. Gene Ontology annotation, molecular function: RNA binding.